Molecule: messenger RNA, 3149 nt
Organism: Chaetura pelagica (chimney swift)
Lineage: Eukaryota; Metazoa; Chordata; Aves; Apodiformes; Apodidae
Gene: TRPC4
Product: transient receptor potential cation channel, subfamily C, member 4
Exons: 11
Coding region: 28-2970 (980 amino acids)
Biological process (GO): manganese ion transport; regulation of cytosolic calcium ion concentration; calcium ion transmembrane transport
Cellular component (GO): membrane; cation channel complex
Molecular function (GO): store-operated calcium channel activity; inositol 1,4,5 trisphosphate binding; protein binding
Source: RefSeq, a predicted model, not a curated record
AGACAAAGUAUUAGAAUGGCAUAAAAUAUGGCACAGUUCUACUACAAAAGAAGUGUCAAUGCUCCCUACAGAGAUCGUAUCCCUCUUCGUAUCGUACGGGCAGAAUCUGAACUGUCACAUGCAGAAAAAGCCUAUCUGAAUGCCGUGGAGAAAGGAGAUUAUGCCAGUGUAAAGAAAGCUUUAGAAGAAGCAGAAAUUUAUUUCAAGAUCAAUAUUAAUUGCAUUGAUCCCCUGGGAAGAACUGCGCUCCUUAUUGCAAUUGAAAAUGAGAACCUUGAGCUCAUUGAGUUGCUCUUAAGUUUUAAUGUAUACGUUGGAGACGCUCUGUUGCAUGCCAUACGAAAGGAGGUAGUUGGUGCCGUGGAGCUGCUGUUAAACCACAAGAAGCCCAGUGGGGAGAAACAGGUGCCACCAGUGCUUCUGGACAAGCAGUUUUCGGAAUUUACACCAGAUAUCACACCCAUUAUUCUGGCUGCCCACACCAACAAUUAUGAAAUCAUAAAGCUCCUUGUGCAGAAAGGGGUCUCUGUGCCCAGACCACAUGAGGUUCGCUGCAACUGUGUCGAAUGUGUCUCGAGUUCAGACGUGGACAGUCUCCGCCACUCUCGAUCCAGACUUAACAUCUACAAGGCUCUGGCAAGCCCGUCGUUGAUUGCUUUGUCCAGUGAGGAUCCUUUUCUUACUGCUUUUCAGCUGAGCUGGGAACUGCAGGAACUAAGUAAAGUCGAAAAUGAAUUCAAGUCGGAGUAUGAGGAACUGUCUCGGCAGUGCAAGCAAUUUGCAAAAGAUCUCCUGGAUCAGACACGGAGUUCCAGGGAAUUGGAAAUUAUUCUUAAUUACAGAGAUGAUAAUAGCUUGAUAGAAGAACAAAGUGGUAAUGAUCUUGCAAGAUUGAAACUGGCAAUUAAGUACCGUCAAAAAGAGUUUGUUGCUCAACCCAACUGCCAGCAGCUGCUCGCAUCCCGCUGGUACGAUGAGUUCCCCGGAUGGAGGAGGCGACACUGGGCUGUGAAGAUGUUGACAUGUGUUGUGAUAGGACUCCUUUUCCCAGUCUUCUCUGUGUGCUACCUGAUAGCUCCCAAAAGCCCAUUGGGGCUGUUCAUCAGAAAGCCAUUUAUCAAAUUUAUCUGCCAUACUGCAUCCUACUUGACUUUUCUGUUCCUGCUGCUUCUUGCCUCUCAGCACAUUGACAGGUCAGACUUGAGCAUGCAGGGACCGCCACCAACCAUCGUCGAGUGGAUGAUAUUACCGUGGGUCCUGGGUUUUAUCUGGGGCGAAAUUAAACAGAUGUGGGAUGGUGGACUGCAGGACUACAUUCAUGAUUGGUGGAACCUCAUGGAUUUUGUAAUGAACUCCUUGUACUUAGCAACAAUCUCUUUGAAAAUUGUUGCAUUUUCAAAGUACAGCGGGUUAGUUCCACGGGAGAGCUGGGACAUGUGGCAUCCAACCCUGGUGGCUGAGGCCCUGUUUGCAAUUGCAAACAUCUUCAGCUCCCUACGCUUGAUCUCAUUAUUCACUGCAAAUUCUCACCUGGGACCUCUGCAGAUAUCUCUAGGAAGAAUGUUGCUGGACAUUUUGAAGUUUCUCUUCAUAUACUGCCUUGUGUUGCUGGCUUUUGCAAAUGGAUUGAACCAGCUGUACUUCUACUAUGAGACGAAUGAACCCGGCAACUGCAAAGGAAUACGAUGUGAAAAACAGAAUAAUGCAUUUUCAACACUAUUUGAAACACUGCAGUCAUUAUUCUGGUCUAUAUUUGGACUGAUCAAUCUCUAUGUGACCAACGUGAAAGCAAGGCAUGAAUUUACUGAAUUUGUUGGGGCCACCAUGUUUGGUACUUAUAAUGUAAUCUCUCUGGUUGUUCUACUCAACAUGCUAAUAGCCAUGAUGAAUAAUUCUUAUCAACUUAUUGCUGAUCACGCAGACAUUGAGUGGAAGUUUGCUCGAACAAAGCUCUGGAUGAGUUACUUUGAAGAAGGAGGAACUCUGCCCACUCCUUUCAAUGUCAUACCAAGCCCAAAGUCUCUGUGGUAUCUGAUCAAAUGGUUAUGGAGACACAUCUGUAAGAAAAAAAUUAGAAGAAAGCCUGAAAGUUUUGGAACAAUAGGGGUAAGCCCUCUCCAUAGGCGUGCAGCUGACAAUCUGAGAAGACAUCAUCAAUACCAGGAAGUUAUGAGAAAUCUAGUUAAGAGAUAUGUUGCAGCAAUGAUAAGAGAUGCCAAGACUGAGGAAGGACUCACAGAGGAAAAUUUUAAGGAGUUAAAACAAGAUAUUUCCAGCUUUCGUUUUGAAGUCUUGGGUUUGUUAAAAGGAAGCAAGUUGUCUAGUCUGCAGAAUCCAAAGAUGAACAAAGACACUGCCUCUCUGUCAGAAAAUGAAGAAAAUAGUGAGAGUGAAGGAAACAUGAAAGCAAAGAAGAAGACCUUCAGCCUUUUUGACAUAACAACAAUGAUUCACCCAAAAUCAGCCACUAUUGCCUCUGAAGCACACAAUGUAAGCAAUGGCUCAGCAAUGAUGGUGUCAGAGUCCACUAAGGAGAAACAAAAGCGUGUCAAUUUUGUAACAGACAUAAAAAGUUUUGGGUUAUUUCACAGACGAUCAAAAACAAACUCUGUGGAGCAGAGUACAAAUAAAAUAUACACCGUUUCUGAAGAAGUUUCCCGUCAACAGGCAGAAGAACAGUGUGAGAAAAUUACUGAACUGCAAGAGGGAGAGCAGACCAUGAACUGUGAAUUAAACAUUCAAAGUCCUGAUGAAAAGUUCACGUUAGCUGAAUCAGAAAGUAACGGUGACUCUUCAGAUUCGCUGGAAGAGGCAAGUAUUUGUGCUUCAGAGACGGAGAAAGUGGAGUUACAGAACUCAGAACCAGCCACACCCCAGGAUCAGCUGGACAAGGAGUUUGACAUUAGCAUUAACUGUGAUGGGAAACAGGAAACAAUUGAGCAGGGUGAUUAUGUGAUAACAAGGUUGUGAUGCUUAUAGGAGAAACCAUUUACAAAUAUAUAUAUUUUGCAUAGUGCUUGGGGGGGGGGAGAAUGUUUUAAGAAUUAUAUUAGCAAUGGCUGAAUUACACUUUCUAGUAUUCAACUGUGGCACAUGAUCUUGUAACAUAGUAGUCAAGAGAAAGAUAAUAUGGGGACCUUCUGUUUUGU